Molecule: messenger RNA, 1932 nt
Organism: Thamnophis sirtalis
Lineage: Eukaryota; Metazoa; Chordata; Lepidosauria; Squamata; Natricidae
Product: ectoderm-neural cortex protein 1-like
Molecular function (GO): protein binding
Source: RefSeq, a predicted model, not a curated record
AUGACAAGUAAUGAAGCAUCCCAUUCUGUCUACAGUGAGAAUGUUGACUUAUUUUCAGCAUCACAGAAUGGUUCUCUUUAUACAUUGAAGCUGUGGAUUAUGGAUGCCAAAAAAGACUUCAACAAUAGUCAAGAGAUUGAUAUAAGGGUGAAGCCUACUACUUUGGGAUAUUAUGUAACUCAGGGAUUGAUGCAGCUCCAUAAGACCCAACAGCUUUGUGAUGCCAUCCUGGUAGCUGAAGGCAAGCAUUUCCCAUGUCACAGGGCACUGUUGGCUUCGUUCAGUCCAUACUUCCGUGCCAUGUUCACCAGGCCCUUUAGAGAAUGCUGGGAAAGACAGGUUGUAUUUGAAGACAUGGCCUCGUCCAUCCUUCAGAUAAUCUUAGAUUAUCUCUACACAGGACGGUUACUACUUAUACCAGAGAUUGCACAAGAUCUUUUCACAGCAGCCAACAGGCUUGUCAUCCUCCCUCUGCAGGACAUAAUUGGCAGGUUCCUAGCUGACAGCAUUUCUAUGGACAGUUGCCUAGAGAUUUAUGCUCUCGCCUAUGCUCAUAAUCACCAUACUUUGCUCCGUGUAGCCUCACGCCACAUCACCUUGAAUUUUGAGCCUCUUUCUGAACACGAGUCCUUUCCAGGCUUAGAUCUCAGUACAGUGAUCAGCAUUGUCUCAUCAAACAAACUUAUUGUGUCUUCUGAGCUAACAGUCUACCAGGCUGUGCAGAACUGGGUCAGGUCUCAACCUGCUGAGCACUUCUCACUCAUCAAGAAGCUGAUGCAACAAGUCCGACUUCCACUUUUAACUUCUGAGGAGAUCACAAGAGUCCAGAAGGACAUUAUUGCAGAAUACGGGCAUGCCCAUUUACAAUGGGAGCAACUGGAUGGAGUAGGAAGAUUGCUGAAGAGUGGAGGCCUCAGGCAUGGCAUGUAUGAUGACUGGAUUGUGAGUUUGGGUCUCUUUGUAAGCAACAUGCAAGGAGGAGUAGUGGAGCGUUUGAAAACUCAUUUCCUGGGGUUCAACCUACAGACAGAAAGUUGGGAGGAGAUACCACCCUUGAUGUAUCUGGAUUCCUCUGGCUUCUUGUCUGUAGGGCACAAGCUUUAUGUAUCUGGAGGACAAAGGCUUAAUGGCUCUGUUUUAUGCAACCUGCAUGAGUUUGAUGCUCUGACUGGGAGAUGGAUGCAGCUACCUUCCAUGUCUGUACCUCGACGAGAACAUGGUUUUCUAGCAUGCCAACAGAAACUAUAUGCUUUGGGAGGCCGGAGUUGCCGGACUGUGCUUGAUUCUGCAGAAAGCUUUGACUUAGAAAAGAAGAGCUGGUCUCCCAUUGCCAAUCUCCCCUUUGCAGUGAGUCAUUUUGCCUCUGCUUCACUAAACAAAAAGCUCUACUUAAUUGGAGGCUUCUCUCACACGAGAGCAAAUGGACUUGCCCACCGGGGCAUCCUGAUUUACAAUACAAGCGUAAAUGUGUGGAAUCAGAUGCCAUUAGCUUUUCAGUGUUACAAAUCAACCGCAGUGGCGAUGGACAAUGGCAUCUUUGUCAUUGGCGGGCUUGUGGAAGAGAGCAGCCGGCGUGAAACCCCUGGCACUGUAAUCAGAGCUCUGAUUUCUGGCACCCAUAAAUGUUUUUUCCUCAGCAAGGAUGGCACAGUGAGCCAAGAUGUGGCCAUCCCAGACCUUCCUAUAUUGGUCUUGCCACCUUGUGCCGUGCAGUGGAGGAGAAGAAUACAUGUGCUGGUGGGCAAUACCAUUUACCAGUGGAAACCCGGGGAGGCACACUGGACAAGGAGUCGGAAAAGUGCUCCCAACACAAGGGUGACGUUUCUAACUGUGGUUAAUGGAGUGACUCUGAAGGUGCCAAAGAAGACUCUGCAGCCCCUUUUACGGGAAGCUUCAGCAGCCCUGACAGCCCUUUGGGUGACUGACAAUUAG